AGCCAUGUGGCCUUAAUUCUGGGCCAGGGCUUGCUUGCACAUAGAUGCCGACAUGUUUUCAGCACUUUUGCGCUGAAUGGCGCCGUGCUCGCCGGGUUCUACAAGUUCAUUCGCUGGAUUUGGAGACGAGGCGUGAGCUUGCAAGCGUGCUGGCUGCGGAUCAUGUGGUAGGCUGUGACGGCCCGCUCUCUGAGAAGUAUGGCAUUGGCUUUUGGCAUGCUGACUUCGAUGAGUCGGCUUCUGCGCGCAUUUGGCUCGCACAAACGGGAACUCAUGCUGUGAGCAAUGAUGAAGUGGAGACCAACGAUGGGGACGCCGAGCAUGAGCUCAUUGCCAAGGAUAAGUUGAGGAAUCGCUCGGGCGUUCUUUCGGCAAUGAAAGGAUUUGCCGGGCGCAUGCGGAAGCUCGACGUCGAGCGGGAGUCCACCUUCUCCUGGUCUCAGGCGGUGGCCAAUAUCCCCAAAGUCGUGCCCUUGGAGCAGACGCUGCUCUUCCGGAACCCGGAGCAUCCCAUGGCAACCUUCCCCGAGGAGUGCAGCAAAGAGGAGUUUGUGGCCCUGAUGAAGAAGAGCCUGGUUGCCGAGCGGCUCUUCGCUGAGGGCGUGGGUCCCUCACAGAAAAAUGACGAGCAGCCCAUCGCCUACACGCACGAUGCAGAGGACCUCUACGAGGCCCUGCUGAUUCAUCAGCAAAUCUGCCGUCGCACCACCAGCCCCACACUCCAGCUAGGCCGCGUCAUGGAUGAGUUGGUGAAGAGGUGGACGAUCCUCACCAAGUUCCGGCAGCUGAUUGAGAGGGACACCGCGACCAUCAGCACCUUCAUACAGACUUACUUUGUGAUACCCAAGGUAAAGCACAUUGACUCCACUGAAAUCUAUCAUUUUUUUCGUGGUGGCAGUGGUGGUCCUGGCCCUCGGGAUAUUUCCGUGGAAGAGGUUUUGUCGGCCUUGGAUGAGGACGGCGAUGCCAAAGUCGACCUCCAGGAGUGUCAGAGACAGCUCGGCCUCAUAUCCCCGCCGCGGCCCAGCUUGAUGGAACUAGGCAGCCAGCUAGAGCUGAAGCACGGGCUGGGCCGCAGCGCCAUCAGCGGUCCUCUUUCCAACCCCGCGGCACUUUUUGAGCACCUUUGUACUGUUGAGAAGGUCAGCCCGCCGCCAGAGGAUGUCGCGCGACUCUUCCGGGCACUGAAUGCUGGCAAGGGCAACAAAGAGAUCAGCACCGAGAGCUUGUCGCACCUACUGCGGCAGCCGCCCUUGGAGGUGCAGUGGGGGGUAGAGGUCCACACCAUCCCGGCCUUGUACGACGCGCUGGCCUGCCGGAUGCUUACUAUGGAAAGGAGCCGCCAAAAGGAGGCGAUACUCCCUGCAGAGGCCUUCGUGCAGGGCGACGUUCCUGAUCGAUCGGAACUGGCCAGACGUUUUGGCCAACUUUGGGACACGUAUGCUUCUUCGCUCGUCGGCGGCGUCAGCUCCCAGACUGCCGCGAAGUACCGCGACCACUGCUAUCACAGAUACGAGGCCCACGCGGAUCAGAUCGCGAUCUGGCGCUCGAAUCACAGCGGUGAGCUCCGUCGGGGGCAGAUGGUGAGUGUGCACAAAUCCCUGUUCCCCAGCAUCGGGGACGUGAUCACCACUGCCUCCUGCCGACUGGUGGCUGGGCAAACCUGCAUUGUCCGAUAUCGUUUGCAAGGAGUUUGCAGCUACUUCGGCCCGGGCCAUACCGUCAUGAAGGACGAGCGCGAGCCCGUGCCCUGGCCGGUGCCACGCAAAGUUCUGGGGGACACGCCCUUCAUCGCGCUGGUGCCACCGGGGCUUAGCUACUGCGCGGCUGGUGGGGGAGGCUUCUACCUGGGCCAUCAAGCCUUCAACAACGUGGAUCCCAACCUCCGGGCGGACCUGCCAAAAAGCUCGGACGGGCAGCCGCAGCUGCUGGGCCACGUAGAGAUGUCCAUGCCCUCCCUGAUCCGCGCCUCCCGCGGCACUGGGAAGGCCUCCAAGAGCCAGAACUUCGAGCUUCGGCUCUUCUGCUCCUCGAAGCAGCGGAUCAUCGGGUGCAUCGGGGAGCCGGUGCGGCUCACGGUCUGGAACCAGAACCCGCCCCCGCCCUUGGAAUCCUUGCAGAUUCGCUGCGAAGGGCGAAACGUGACGCUGCGCUGGAAUGCCCUGGACCUAUCAGACCUCCCCAAGGAGAGCCAACCCGACAACCUGCGGGUGCUCCUGAAGACUUCCAACAUGGAGGACACCAUCGUCCUCAAGCCGGAGGUCACGGAGCACGAGUUCCAGGACCUCACACCUGACACAGAGUACGAGUUCCGGGUCCGCGCAGAAAAUGUGGCAGGCAGCGGCCGGGACGUCGUGGCCCACUGCCGGAUCAAUGCCAGCUGCCCGGCACCGCACCAACUGAUCGCAGCCUCCAUCGGCACCGCGCAGGUGGAGCUGGAGUUCACCAGGCCCAGCAAGAUCGGCAACGAGGCGACGAAGGACGCCUUUCAGAUCAAGGCCGAGGCCAUCCAGAAGUACGUGGCCACCUUGCGUGUCGUGGAUGAGGUCCAGGUGGAGACUCGCCCCGAGGGCAGCGAGGCCAGCAGCCCACGGUCGGUGUCCCGCUCCGACACCAGCAGAAGCGUGAGCGUGAAGAAGGCCACCAAGGAAAAACCCAAGCGAGACGCUAGCGAGGACCAUUCCAGGGAGCGGCACUGCCAAUGGGAACCCAGCUCUGUGACAGAGGACAAGGCCCGCGGCAUGAUUCAGGCUACCUUGCCUGGCCUUCGCCCAGACACCAGAUACUCUCUGGCUGGCCUGUGUGCUGUGAACUCUGUUGGUGCGGGCGCGUGCUGUCCGACCUUGGAGUUUUGGACGAUCCCGCUGAUCCCCAGGGUCGAGCGCGUGCGGGUGCGACAGGGGCAGGUCCUUUUGGCUUUGUCGGAGACUGGCGGCUCGUUCGUGCAUAAUUACGAAGUGUCCAUCCUCAAGGAGGGUGUGCCCGAAACGGACGAGGUAACCUGGACGGUCCCACAGACAACGCUCAUCUCUGAUGCUGACGGUGAGAAGGAGGUCAUAGUACCGCAGCCGGAGCUGCCUUUGCCAUUUUCCGAGAUGCCUGUUGCAGAAUCGGCCCAAAAGCACCAUCUCAGGCUCCGUGCCUGCAACGCGGGUGGCUGGUCAGAGUGGAGCCAGUUCUUCAGCACCGUGUCCAUCAGCCGGCAGCAGGGCGCCGAUUUGGCGGAGGCCGCCAUUGUGGAGGCCAUCUCCAGCCCCUCCAUCGAGCAGCUGGAGCAGGUUCUGCGAGCCAGCAAGGGCAUCGAGUUCCAGGAUUACAAGUACGUGCACGAGGCCAAGGCACUCCUGCUUCGCUUGAGAGAGGUCAAGAAUGCUCUGGCAGAAGCAAUGAAAGCGCGCAACCCCGACCAGCUUCGUGAGGCCUUGCAAGCAGCGGUGGAAGCAAAGCUGCAGGGCGUGGACAAAGCAAUUGCCCUGCUGGAGAAGCUGGACUCGGUGGUGGAGCGCCUGGACACGGCUAAGGGCUUGGCGCCCCUCAAGGAGGCCAUCCAGGCUGCCGAGACGGCCAGGCUGCCGGAGGACAUUGUGAUCGUCGCCCGGGAGCGUCUAGAGCAGCGCGAGGCAGCGCAGGAGGGCUUGGAGCGGGCCAUGGAGGCCGCCAGGGUCCCGGACCUGCUCGAAGCCUUGAAGGUGGCCGAAGGCAUGGACUUGCCAGCAGAACCCGAAGCCCGUGAGCGAGUUGAGUUGCUGGGGCAGACGCAAGAUGCCUUGCAGAAAGCCAUGAACACCAAAGUCAUCCCCGACUUGUCAGCGGCGUUGACCCUGGCCAGCAAGGCAGGACUGAAGGAGCACCAGAUGAUCCACGAAGCCAGGGCUCUGCUAACGAAGCUGAUGAACCGGAGGGAGACUGUCAAGAAAGAGCUGGAAAAAGCCGUGAAGUUUCGCCACCCUGGCAAGCUGAAGAUGACCAUCAUGUCAGCUCGGCUGGCGCAAGUAAGCUUGAAGCGGAUUGUGGACGCAGAAAACGUCAGGAAAAAGGUGGAGGAGUUGUUGGAAGCAAUGACCGAUGCCGCUGGCAUUGAGCAACGUGAGGAGACGCUGAAAGCAGCCGUUGAGUAUAGCAUACCUGCAGAGCUGCUGAAGAAAUUUGAGAUUGAGCUGGAGGAGCUCAAGAAUUUGCAUGCAGCUAUCCGGCAGGGCGACCCUGAGGGCUUACGUGAGUGCAUCGAGAAGUGCGAGGAGUUGGGCAUUAAGGUUGUGGAGUUGCUGGAGGCCAGGGUUCUCUACCGGGACUGGGCAGCUGCCUGCGAAAAGAUUGACGUGGAGGCCACUGUGGAGCGAGUGGAGCAACUGCGCAGCGCCCUCAAAGCAGCCAAGGAUCUCGGCGUCAACGCGCUGGUCCUGACCAAAGGAAACGACGCCCUUCGCCACUUAGAGCGGAGAAUCAAGACAGAGCAGGAGCUUGCAGAGGCGGUGCACAUGCGCAAGCUGGAGGUCAUCGCGCACUGCACGAAGCAGGCCUGCGACGCCGGAGCCCACGACCAUCCCUUGGUCACGCGGGCACAUGGUUUACUGGAGGUGCUACAAACAAAGCGAGACAGGCUCGGCGCUGCCUCGGAUCGAGCAGAGCUGCAUUUGCUGAACGAGACUUUGGACCUGGCGGUGGCAGCGCCUGCUCUGCCGGACAGCGAGACCUCCGCGGCAUUCGGCAAGCUGCGAGCUCUGCGCAAGAAGGAGCAAAUCCAGCUGGCGGCGGGCCUCCGCGCAGCCAAGGAGGCGAAGGACUUCCGCACGGGCGGAGCGCUGCUGGCCCGUGUCCGCAGGGCCAAGGAAGUGGACGUUGAAGUAGAGCCGGAAUACAUGGCGAAUACAGAGUGGAUGAGGAUUGCCGAGAUAGAGCAGCGCGAGGGCUUUGAGAAGGACAUCCUUGAGGAAAAGGCCGCCAGCAAGAUGCUUGCCGCUGUCGACAAGGCGCCAGCACCAGAGCCGCUGGCGACCUUUGUGCUGCCCAACAGCGUCAUUGUGGGGAGCAUGAAGGUCCUUUUUGAGCCGGCUGGAUCUCAGAUCUGUAUCCUGCCCAGGGAGAUAGUAGAGGCGACCUUGGUGGUGAAUCUGGAAACCGGGCUUGGAGCCCUCGACAUCAGCAGGGCCGUGUCACCGCGUGAGCUGCAGAGGAUGGAGGGGGAGGCCAUCAUCCAGCAAUGCCUCGGGGUCAUCCGCAAGCUGAUCGGCUCCGGCGAUGAGGUGAGGUGCCUGCGCGACAUCCAGUACGUGUCGUGGGACCCCGGCGAGACCACCAAGCCCCUGCGCGGAAGUCUCCAGAUGCCAGUUGCCCUCUACAUCCGCCGGGAUCACCGUGGCUUGGAGGUGGCAGCGGCCAUAUGCAAGCGCUGCCAUGUGGGGGCGGAUUUGUGGCAGUCAGUCUGGACGCUGCCCACUGGGAAGACUGGACCCCUGGAUCUGUGCACCAUGCCCGACUCGGAAACGGAGGAUUGCUCCAUGAAACUGAGAAGGGAAGAUGCCGAUGACAUCUCCGCCUCCUUGAGCGAGGACUUGGCCAGCAGCCUGGUCUACAGCGCCCGCAAUCGCGCGCAGCUCUCGGCGAAGCAACUUGCAGAUUAUACCAGGUCAGUCCGUGCACGAGUGCUACGGGCGGUUCAUGUGGAGUUUAACUGGACCUACCCGAAGGGUAUCUUUGAUUCGCUGACUGCCAGCUGCGUCCUCUUUGACCAGGAGAAAGCCCUGGACAUCAUUGAUGAUCAUGGCUCCCAAGCUUUCAAGUACAAUAUCGUGGGCACUGGCCCCUACGGCCCAGCCAGACCACAUUCUGCGAGGGACCGCAUCCGUUCUGCCAGCGACGCCAAGGUCAGGAUUUCGCCAGUCAGCUCCUUGGGCGAGGUCAGCAACGCCACCAUUCGCCAAGGGAAGCAGACAUUGGAAGUUCGGCUGGACAUGGUGCCCCCGAGCGUGUCAGAUCUGCUCUUUGUGAUAUCUCCCACCGACUCGCGGGACUUGUCCAAAUUCACGGCUCUGCAGUGCACUCUGGUGGAUGCCGAGAGCGGCGAGAUCUUCGCAGACGUGCUCGGCGAGCAAGCGCAGACGGGCGAUGAGUGCGCAGUGUUGCUCAGCAUCUAUCGCCUGGAUGAUGGCCUGUGGCAUGUGAACAAAAUCAACUCCUUCGGUGCUGGAAGCCACCGUGACUACAGGGGGAUCCUGGCCAAGCUCCUGCACUUGGGCUAUCCGCGGAACGUGGCCAUGAAGAAUUUGGUGCCCCCGGUCUUGGGCUGCAUCCAAAAGGAGCUCGACAUCGACCACCCAGUGAAGGAGACCCUGGUCCACGUGACUGACAAGCACGCGCUAGAGAUGGGCUAUGCUGUGGAACUCACUGGGGAUGAGAAGAAUGAUACGCCGCGGAUGCUGGAGCACCUUGCUGGGAUGACCUUCCCAAGAGCUGUAGCGCAGAUGUUGCACGAGACGACUGUGCAGCGCAUCAGUGACCGCCAGCUCACUUUGAAUCAGGCCUCCUUUGGGGAUGCUUGGAAAUUGGGCUUCGACUUCAGCUGGACUUUCCCAGUGCCAGAGCAGGAGGACGAAGAGGAUCCUACCAAUUACUACCUGGACGCCACCUGCGUUGUAUUCGAAGGCCAAGCACUUCGUGAGCUGGUGGAUUACCGUGGGGCACACGGCGUGCGCUGGGUUAUGAACGGAGUGCUGGAUUAUCGCGGCUAUUGGGUGGGGCAGAUGCCGAUCGGCGACGCCUCUGGAGGUGCCGUGCAUCACGCUGGCGGAUCCAUGAAUUAUGCGGCACGAGAUGAAGGCAAGACUUCAAUGCAGGUGGAGUUUCAGAAGCUGCCAGAGGGCGUCACAGACGUAUUCUUGGUGCUAUCCAGUCACACGACGCCGAUGUCGCAAUUCAGCGACAUCACGCUGCAGGUGAAGGAUGUGGAUCACCCGGGCCACCGUGUGUCAGAUGUCUUCGAGCUCGUGCCUUCCGUGGAGAAGGACUCAGCCCUGGUGGUGUGCCGCUGCAGCCGCACGGGGAUGACCAUGGCGGAGGAGCCAAUUUGGUCACUGGAGAUGCUCAGCGUCUCAGCGGGCGGCCACGCCAUGGACUACCGGCCAGUGCUGCAGAGCUUGUACGCGAUACAGGCAGCCACCAGGUCCGGCAGGCAUAUUCAGUGGCCCUGCAAAGGCGUGUCGCAGCGGCGGCCCUCGAUCCAGGACAAGCUCCCGCGUUUGCCAACAGCGCGGCUGAUGCCAUCACCGGCAGAGGGUGAAGAGCUUACUUUCGUUCAUCCAGGAACAGCGCCGCCCACACCACGGCCCGGCAUCUUGCCGCGGCUUGGUUGGAAAGGGCUGGACAUCCAGCAGGCCGAUCUCGGCGAGGCCACGGUUCACAAGAGAGGGUCAACAAGCUGAUUGACUGCUCUCGGGGAGUGGUCUAGCCAAAGUUAAAGCACCUCGAGAUUUCACCUGGCAAAUGCCGGACAUAGGUGUGACGUGCGCCGCCUUUAGGGCCCGCACCAGAACGCGGCAGAGCCUGCGCAAAGAGUGAGGGUAAAAGCAGCGAGCACCGCAUUUUUUGUCCUUGUGGAAUGACUCGGGCCAUAGAACGGAG
This is a messenger RNA of Effrenium voratum, 7617 nucleotides long. The record is from the annotation of a GenBank genome assembly. NCBI's taxonomy places the organism in Eukaryota, Dinophyceae, Suessiales, Symbiodiniaceae.